This is a messenger RNA of Dovyalis caffra, 5613 nucleotides long. The record is from the annotation of a GenBank genome assembly. NCBI's taxonomy places the organism in Eukaryota, Viridiplantae, Streptophyta, Magnoliopsida, Malpighiales, Salicaceae.
AUGGUAUCCCCAAGACAACUCCUCUCCACCAUCGAAUCCACACUUCUAAAUCCUUCGCCACCGUCAGCGGCAGAAAGAGUCGAACUAAUGCACGCCAUUCGCAGCUCUCGACCAUCUCUGCAGGCGCUCCUUUUCUACCCGCCACCGAAACCAUCGGACCGCGCACAAGUCCAGUCAAAAGAAGUUAGGCUGCCGGAUUCACCAGCAAUCUCACUAGAUGAUCAGGAUGUGCAAAUUGCAUUGAAAUUGAGUGAUGACCUCCAUCUUAAUGAAAUAGAGUGUGUUCGAUUGCUAGUUUCUGCCAAUCAAGAGUGGGGUUUAAUGGGGCGGGAGCCAGUAGAAAUUCUGCGGCUUGCAGCAGGACUUUGGUACACUGAGAGACGAGAUCUAAUAACAACCCUACACAUGCUAUUAAGGGCUGUAGUGCUUGAUCGAGGACUUGAAGAUGAUAUUGUGUCAGACAUCCAGAAGUAUCUUGAAGAUCUAAUCAAUGGCGGGCUUCGACAGCGAUUGAUUUCUCUCAUAAAGGAACUCAAUCUGGAAGAACCAGCUGGUUUUGGUGGGCCUCAUUGUGAACAUUAUGUCCUCGAUUCUAGAGGUGCUCUUGUUGAGCGUCAAGCCGUGGUUUGUAGAGAGAGAUUGAUUCUUGGACAUUGCCUUGUCCUCUCUGUUUUGGUUGUGCGGACAAGUCCAAAAGAUGUAAAGGAUAUUUUUAAUUGUUUGAAAGAUAGUGCAGCAGAACUUAUGGAGGGCACCAAUACAUUAAAACACCAGGCAUGGCUUUGUUUUCUGUUGACUGCACAAUUUUUUAUUACAUUCAGUCUGCUUUUCUCUCUUGUAAUUGCUUUCAUAUCAGAUGCUCUCAGUGCCGUACCUGAUAAAGGAUCUAUCCUGUCUCGUGAUGCUUCUUUCAGAAAAGAAUUUCAUGAAAUUGUGAUGGCUACUGGAAACAAUCCAAGCGUGGAGGGCUUUGUUGGUGUCGUAAGACUUGCUUGGUGUGUACAUUUGAUGUUAAUAAAUGAUGGGAUUUUAGCUUCUUCAUCAAAUGAUUCAGGCUAUGUAAAUUCGUGCCUGGAAUUCAUUUUCUCACACAAUGUUUUUCAGUUUUUACUGGAUAACGUUCUUCGAACGGCAGCCUACCAGAAUGAUGAUGAGGAUAUGAUCUACAUGUACAAUGCUUAUCUGCACAAGCUGACCACUUGCUUACUCUCUCACCAACUUGUUAGGGACAAGGUAAAAGAAUCAAAGGACAAGGCAAUGAGCACACUCAAUUCAUACCGUUUGGCUGUGUCUCAAGAUCUUAUGCAUGAUAGCAACUUGGAUUCACAACAGGCCACCGAAACUGGUCCUCUGCUAUUUGUCUCUCUGCUGGAGUUUGUGAGCGAAAUUUAUCAGAAGGAACCAGAGCUUUUGUCUGGCAAUGACGUAUUGUGGACUUUUGUCAAUUUUGCUGGAGAGGAUCAUACUAAUUUUCAAACACUUGUAGCUUUUCUGAAAAUGCUGAGUGCUUUGGCUUCAAAUCAAGAAGGUGCUGCGAAGGUUUAUGAGUUACUUCAGGGAAAAGCUUUCCGCUCUGUUGGGUGGAGCACUUUGUUUGAUUGCUUAACUAUAUAUGACGAGAAGUUCAAACAGUCACUUCAGACUGCUGGAGCCAUGCUACCAGAGUUUCUGGAAGGGGAUGCAAAAGCACUUGUUGCAUAUCUGGAUGUUCUUCAAAAGGUUAUUGAAAAUGGGAAUCCUGUGGAUAGAAAAAAAUGGUUUCCUGACGUUGAACCAUUGUUCAAGCUCCUUAGUUAUGAAAAUAUACCUCCAUAUUUGAAGGGUGCUCUGCGGAAUGCCAUUGCUACUUUUGUUCAUGUCUCUCCAGUCCUAAAAGAUGCUAUUUGGAGUUAUCUUGAGCAGUAUGAUUUACCUGUGGUUGUUGGGGCUCAUGUUGGUAACAGUGCACAGCCGACGGGAACACAGGAUGUGUGGAUGGAUGACAGGAAAGGGAGAGUUUUGAAGGUAGGGAAAGGGAGGGUUGGCAAAGUUGCAGUGGUUUAUGAUAUGCAAUAUGAGUUGAAUGAAAUAGAAGCAAGGAGAGAACAGUAUCCUUCAACAAUAUCUUUCCUUAAUCUGUUAAAUGUUCUCAUUGCUGAGGAAAAAGAUGUGAGCGAUAGAGGGCGUAGAUUUAUAGGUAUCUUUAGGUUCAUUUAUGAUCAUGUCUUCGGGCCAUUCCCUCAGAGAGCGUAUGCUGAUCCUUGCGAGAAAUGGCAGUUAGUUGUUUCUUGUCUUCAGCAUUUUCACAUGAUUUUGAGCAUGUAUGAAAUUGAAGAUGAGGACAUUGACAGUGUUGUUGAGCAGUCACAGCUUUCAACGGUCACACAAUCAUCUUCCCUUCAGAUGCAGCUUCCUGUCUUAGAGUUGUUAAAAGAAACCAAGCUUGUUGAGGAUUUCAUGAGUGGUCGGAUUGUUUUUCGAAAUAUCAUGGGCAUCCUUCUGCCAGGGGUCAAUUCUAUUAUCACUGAACGGACUUCUCAAAUUUAUGGGCAACUGCUAGAAACGGCUGUACAACUUUCUUUGGAGAUUAUAAUCCUUGUCCUAGAGAAGGAUUUACUAGUUUCUGAGUAUUGGCGUCCUCUAUACCAGCCUUUGGAUGUUAUUCUUUCACAAGAUCAUAAUCAAAUUGUGGCAUUGCUGGAGUAUGUCAGAUAUGACUUUCUACCGAAAAUUCAGCAAUGUUCAAUCAAAAUCAUGACUAUUCUAAGUUCCCGUGUGGUGGGGCUUGUACAGUUACUUUUGAAAUCCAAUGCUGCAAACUCUUUGGUUGAGGAUUAUGCGGCCUGCCUUGAGGGACGAUCAGAAGAAUGCCAGAUCAUAGAGAACAAGGCUGAUGAUCCUGGGCUUCUAAUAGAUAAUGUUAGUCGGCCAGCUCCAAAUGUUACACAUUUACUACUUAAAUUUGACAUUGACCAUGCAGUUGAGCAGACAGUUCUGCAGCCAAAGUUUCACUACAGUUGCUUGAAGGUUAUUCUUGAAAUCUUGGACAGAUUUUUAAAGCCAGAAAAGAAUGCUCCGCUUCAUGAGUUUGGUUUUCAGCUCCUUUAUGAGUUGUGCGUGGACCCUCUAACAUGUGGCCCUACCAUGGAUUUGCUGAGCAAGAAAAAGUAUCAAUUCUUUGUAAAGCACCUUGAUACUAUUGGUAUUGCUCCGCUUCCUAAACGAAAUAGUAACCAGCCACUUCGUAUCAGUUCCCUUCACCAGAGAGCAUGGCUGUUGAAGCUUUUAGCUGUAGAGUUGCACGCUGGUUAUGUGGGUGGCCCCACUCAUCAAGAAGCAUGUCAGACGAUACUUGCUCAUCUUUUUGGACGGGAUGUAUUUGCAAGUGGGUCUGAUCGUGUAGUUUAUGAUUCCAUUAUUCUUCGAAAUGGCACUGAGCAUACUGGAACCCAGACAAUAAGCAGGAGUAAGGUUUUGGAGUUGCUCGAGGUUAUCCAAUUUCGAUCUCCUGAUACUACCAUGAAGCUUUCUCAGAUUGUUUCUAAUAUGAAGUAUGACUUGAUGGCAGAGGACAUACUUGGAGAUCCAACAACUUCAGGAAAGGGCGGUAUCUACUAUUAUUCAGAGCGUGCUGAUCGUCUGAUUGACCUUGCUUCUUUCCGUGACAAACUUUGGCAGAAAUUUAAUUCAGUCUAUCCCCAGUUAAGUAACUUUGGAAAUGAAGCUGAGCUCAAUGAUGUAAGAGAGACGAUUCAACAGUUAUUGAGAUGGGGAUGGAAGUUUAAUAAGAACCUUGAGGAACAAGCUGCCCAACUUCAUAUGCUAACUGGCUGGGUUCUUGAUGCCUCUCUAAGUGCUUCUGCUUCUCAAGACUGUUCAUUGAGGAUGGCAUUUGUAUUGAGUCAGGUUGCACUUACAUGCAUGGCUAAACUGCGUGAUGAAAGGUUCUUGUGCCCUGCUGGCUUAAAUUCAGAUAAUAUGACAUGUCUUGAUGUUAUAACGGCCAAAAAUCUAUCAAAUGGUGCCUGUCACUCAAUAUUAUUUAAGCUUAUAAUGGCAAUUCUGAGAAACGAAUCAUCAGAAGCCUUGAGAAGACGCCAAUAUGCAUUGCUGCUUAGCUAUUUUCAGUAUUGUCAGCACAUGCUUGAUCCAAAUAUCCCAACAUCAGUUCUGCAAUUUUUGAUGCUUGAAGAGCAAGAUAGUGAAGAUCUAGAUUUCCAGAAAAUUGACAAAGAACAGGCAGAACUAGCUCGUACCAAUUUUUCGAUUCUGAGAAAAGAAGCUCAGGCCAUCUUGGAUUUGGUAAUAAGUGAUGCAGCUAAAGGGAGUGAACCUGGGAAGACAAUAGCGCUUUAUGAUGGCGGGCAUUCGCUAGACUCAUUGCAGCGGGCAAGUACCCUCGAAGCUGAAUUGGCAUUACUGUUGAGGAUCAGCUACAAAUAUGGGAAACCUGGGGCUCAAGUUUUGUUUUCCAUGGGUGCUUUGGAGCAUCUUGCAUCAUGCAGGGCAGUCAGUUUACAGGGAAGUUUGAGGCGGUUUGACCCAAAGCUUCAUAGAGAUGUUUCUGUUGAUAUUGACAAACAACGAAUGAUCGUAACACCUAUGUUGAGAUUUUUGUUUUCUUUGACAUCAUUGAUUGAUACAUCCGAUGUAUUCGAGGUGAAGAAUAAAAUUGUUCGUGAAGUCAUAGAUUUUGUAAAAGGACACCAGUUGUUGUUUGAUCAAAUUCUUCGCCAAGACAUUUCCACAGCUGAUGAAUUGACCAUGGAGCAGAUCAAUCUUGUUGUCGGCAUACUUAGUAAGGUAUGGCCCUAUGAAGAGAGUGACGAGUUUGGGUUUGUUCAACGGCUAUUCAGUAUGAUGCGUGCACUUUUUUCUUGUGACUCUGGAACCCCUACUGUUGGUAGAUUGGUCCAAUCUUCUGAGGUCUCAGACAGCUCCAUUGAUUACCAUUCUACUGCUGUACCGCAGCUACCCACGUUGACGUUACUUGACUCUGUCCUCCAUUCAGUUACAACUUCCCUUGAAAUGGCUGCUGAGGAGAAAUCCUUACUACUUAAUAAGAUUCAAGAUAUAAAUGAACUGUCAAGGCAGGAGGUAGAUGAAAUUAUCAACAUGUGUGUUCUGCAAGAGUGUGUUUCUUCAUCCGAUGACAUACAGAAGAGCCAGGCACCAGGGUUAACUUCCAACUUCCUAGAAGAAGGCCAAAGAAAAGAAACAGCAGCUGUGGAAUCACCCAAUGACUCUGGACAUGGAGCAGCAAUUUUAGGUCUCAAACCAAGAACAAAUUUUCCACUGAGGUAUAUCGCAAUGAUGGAAAUGUCCCGUGUAGCUGGAGAAAGAGAUCAGCUAAUUACCUUAUUACUUCCGCUUGCAGAACAUGUGUUGGAUAUCAUCCUUGUCCAUUUUCGGGAAUGGUCCAUGACAUCUGAUAACAGUGGAGCUACAAAAGCUAUUACAUUUGGCACGCACUCUGAACGCAUACAGGACCUAUCGUGGAUGUGUGGAAAGUUGGUUCCCAUAUUAGAACGACUUGAGCUGUUGAGUGAGGAAAAGGUUGGCCACAAUCUGAAGGUGUUUCGUAGAUUGGUGACAUCCCUUAAAGAAAUGGCAAUCCAAAACCUGGCUUUAUGA